Aethalodelphis obliquidens (Pacific white-sided dolphin) is the source of this 3245-nucleotide messenger RNA. It is a transcript of the gene FGFR1OP2, whose product is annotated as FGFR1 oncogene partner 2. The transcript is spliced from 10 exons. Gene Ontology annotation, biological process: response to wounding. Lineage: Eukaryota; Metazoa; Chordata; Mammalia; Artiodactyla; Delphinidae. The record is from RefSeq and is a predicted model, not a curated record. The coding region runs from base 535 to 1359 and encodes 274 amino acids.
CGCUCUGAGAGCGCUGGUCGGAGGCGGUGAACGGAGGUUUUCCGUUGGCAAGUGAUGGGGCUGAGCCCCUCUGUUUCCCCCAGGCCGCCCCUGCACUGCCUCUGCUUGGUUCUGCGUCUGCUCGCUGAAGAAGCUGAACAGGCAAGAGGAGUCUCUUUCCCUGGGUGCAUAGGUCCCCGUUGGCCGAGGCUUGAGUCCUAACCGCCACAGCUGACGGCUGCGAGGGAUUGAGACCAGAAAAUUUCAUUAUGAUGUGUCUGAGCUUGGACCUUCUUGGAUUUAUCCUGUUUUGGGUUUGCUGAGGACUGAGAAUGAUACAAGCAGAAAGAUUUCUGAGAAAGAGGCAAAGUGUUGCAUAAUUUAAAUUCAUGAAUAACUGAUCCAGUUAAAUGUUUCUAUUUUACCUGAUUGACAAGGUAGAAUAUUCUUGGAAGGACACAAAAUAUAAUAGUAUAUUAACCAUUGAUAUCGGAGGAACUUCCUUGCAGCAUUUAAAAAAGUGAAUUAUUCCAAAAACAACUCAGCUACUAGUAAAUGAGUUGCACAAUUGAGAAGGCACUUGCUGAUGCUAAAGCCCUUGUUGAAAGACUGAGAGAUCACGACGAUGCAGCAGAAUCUCUGAUUGAGCAAACCACAGCUCUCAACAAGCGAGUAGAAGCUAUGAAGCAGUAUCAAGAAGAAAUUCAAGAACUUAAUGAAGUUGCAAGACAUCGGCCACGGUCCACAUUAGUUAUGGGUAUCCAGCAAGAAAACAGACAAAUCAGAGAAUUGCAACAAGAGAACAAAGAAUUACGUACAUCCCUGGAAGAACAUCAGUCUGCCUUGGAACUUAUAAUGAGCAAGUAUCGAGAGCAAAUGUUUAGAUUGCUAAUGGCUAGCAAAAAAGAUGAUCCAGGGAUAAUAAUGAAGUUAAAAGAGCAGCACACCAAGAUUGACAUGGUGCAUCGUAACAACUCCGAAGGAUUCUUCCUUGAUGCAUCUCGACACAUCCUUGAAGCACCUCAACAUGGACUGCAGAGGAGGCACUUGGAAGCAAAUCAGAAUAUGCAAAAUUUUAGGAAGUUUCAAACGGUCAUCCUCUUGCUGGACAUCAAAGAUGUUUUCUUGGAAUUACAAGCACACGUUGACCAGAUAACUGAAAUGGCAGCAGUAAUGAGGAAAGCCAUUGAAAUCGAUGAGCAACAGGGUUGCAGGGAACAGGAACGAAUAUUUCAACUUGAGCAAGAAAAUAAAGGCUUGAGAGAGAUCCUUCAAAUAACUCGAGAAUCAUUCUUGAAUCUUAGAAAAGAUGAUGUGUCGGAAAGUACAUCUUUAUCAGCAUUAGUGACCAAUAGUGACCUGAGUCUGAGGAAGAGCUGAAGAGCUUUUAAGUCUGUGAAUGAAUUAACAGAAAAAUCCAUCUCAAGCUGCCCUUUGUUUUAUUUUUUAUAAUAUGUACAGUGCACUGGCAAUGACAUUUUUAAAAGACAGCAACAAGAAAAUGCAUAGUUAAUGGUCAUAGACGUUAUUCCAAACUAUAAUUGAAAAAUAGAAACUAAGCCUUUGUUAAUUGGUGAACAAGUUAAAGAUUUUCACAGUGACUGCUGAAUGUAUCAAGAGCUUUCAGCAGUGCUGCUGGCUUUCUGGUUGACACUUGGAUAAACAUGAAUAUGCCCGACAAGUGUCUGGGAAUUAAUAGAAACAUCCCAAUUUUAAAAUACAAAUUUUGCCACAGUAUUGUGAAUGGAAAAUCGUCAUACUAAAUUAUAUCCUCCCUGUAUGGUGAAAGUUAGCAAGUAGCUUAUGUACCAUGAGACUUCAGCUUUAAUGAUUGCCUAUCUACCUUCUCAUUAAUUUAAAUUUUUGUCAAAGAAAGUUCAGUUUGAAAGACUUAGGAAUGUUUUAUAUGCACCAUAAAUAAAAGAGGUAAUUUAAUUUUAGCUAAUUUAUCCUAAUUAAUACUAACAGUUGUCCAUGAUUUGCUUAAGUAUAUGAAAUAUUUCAGGAAUGAAAGAGAAGGAAUACUACUUUCUAAGAAAGAAGAGCUUAUAAGAGACAUACUUAGUAGGUUAAACUACUUCUUUGAAAGCAUAAGUUUUGGUUCUAAAUCAGUAAUGGAGAUGAGAUUUUUCUCUUCUCUGUUUGAUCUUUAAGGAUAUUAUGUAGUUCAUUUAGCUAAGAGUUGAAAUGUUUGAUACAGCAAGAUAAGUAUGGUAAUUUCACAGUAAAUUGGGAAUUCCUCUGCCUCGAAACCUUUUUUUUUCCCUUAAGUAAGUACGCUUAAGACAUAUAGAAACCGUAAGUUAAAAUUUAAAAAAAAUUUUUUUCUAGAUCUAUUCUUAAGUUCCAUCUGGUUCUCAUAACCUACAAGAUGUUUCUUGUAACCUUUCAGUCAAAGGGCUAGGGGGUGGUGAGGGGGAAAUCUGGAUUUAUAAGUAUUUGUUUUAUUUUUUACAGAAUAUAUAUCCAGUAUAUAAAUUUUUAAAAGCUGCUAGAAAUAGAAAUGUGCUUUAACAUCAGUUGAAAUCUAAAUUUUUCAUGUUUUGUCCUGAUUAUAGAAGAAAAAGGUAAGAGUGUCAAAUAUGAUUAUUAAAUAUACUGUACUCACAUUAAAUAUAUAUUAAAAAUAGCACAGUAGAAAAUUCUACUUUGGAGUAUAUAAUUUGUUAAAGUAAUAUUUACAUGGUAACUUUUAUGUAUAAUUUCAUAUAUUGGUAAAAUUCAAAACUACUUUUCACUUCGGAAUUUUUUAUCUUAAGUUUGGGGAAAGUGGGGUUGAUGGGACUGAUUGAAUAGAAAAGGGCUAAUGGCCCAAACAUUAAAUAGAUUUCUUUUCUCAUUCAGAGGCCCUAAUUGUUAUUUGGUAAACAAGUGACAGUUUUUAUUUUUCAACUUUUCUGUUGGUUUUGGGGAAAGUAUCCUUUAGUUUGAUGCCACAUUCAUUCAUAGAGUUUUUAUCCCAAGUCAGAAUUGAAAUAAGCUACACAAUUGAGAGUAAGUCUGAGGCAAUUCAUUGGGGCAGCUCUAUUAUAAAACAUUACUUGAUAAAUAAUUAUUUUUGUAAACAGAUAAGUUGAGUUAAUUUAUUCUUGGUCUUCUUACUUGGAUAUUAUUUUAAGAAGUUGGUGUUUAAAGACAUUUAUGUUAUUAUAUAGCAAGUGUUCUAGCCCAUACUUUUUUUUUUAAGCAGAACCUUAAAAUUUAUGUCUGAGAAUAUGUACUACUAGGAACCUAUUUUAUCAAUAAAGAUGAGCGAUUAAAAUUGG